AUGGCACAAGCAAGUAAAGAGCCGUGCAAGAAAGAAGCUUGCGAUAUCCAAGCUUGUCUCUCCAAAAACAACUUUCUCCCGAACAAGUUUGAGGCUGGUUUGAUGGUCAAGUGGAAAUUUGCUUCCCUACAACACAAAAGGAAGAUGGAGAUUUUUUCUGGACAAAUUGGAACAACGAUGCACUAUAUUACUGAUGAGCUCCAAAAUUACAUUGGCCAAUUCUUUCCGUGUGAAUGGGGAGACUGUAUACAAGGCAACAACUGA
Molecule: messenger RNA, 264 nt
Organism: Dovyalis caffra
Lineage: Eukaryota; Viridiplantae; Streptophyta; Magnoliopsida; Malpighiales; Salicaceae
Source: the annotation of a GenBank genome assembly